AUGGGCGAAAGCUUAACCGUCAGACUCUUUGUGUGCACGCAGACGUACGACAUUCCGUGCGACCCGCGCCAGACCGCCAAGUGGCUCCUGCUCCAGGCCAAGACGAUCCAGCGCUCGAGGCAGAAGAAGAUGGCGCUCAUCGAAGACCAAGAGGAGCUCCAGGUCCUGUACAACCGCACGAGUCGCCAGGAGGUGCACUUGGACGCGUCCAUUGGGAGCGCCAUUUCGCCCAUGGACGUGGUCGAAGCUCGCGCGGUCCGGGAGCCGACCGACGCGGCGCCCAGUCGCGCCAUGUUCCCGUGGCUUCGGUCGAAGCCGCUGGGGCCGCUCGAGCGCUCGUCGGACGACGUCGUGGACGCGACCAAUGGCCUCUUUUUCCAGCAGCUCUAUGCGUUUGCCCUCGUUGGCCAACGCGCGCCCGUGUCGGCCGAGCAGUACAAGCAAAAGCACGACCAGGACGCAUUCUUGUCGCUCGUGCACACGUACGUCACGGGCACGUACGACCAGGAGAGCGCAUGGCGACAGACGCAGCGGAUGAACUCAGCAGCAACAGGACAAAGACGGUAUUCGGCACAGGGUCAUGGGGUAGGAGGCCGCUCAACGAGCGCUUCCGCGACGUGUGCUACUGCACAGAGAGAGAUUCAAAACCCUCCGCAUGGCGGACGGCGCAUGACGGUCCCGUCGUCGCCGGUGUACCCUCCCGAGCAUGAUCCGAGUGGUUUCUCCGACUCGGGAUCUGAUAGCAGUGUCGAAGACUUGUCGGCAUACCCGACUCGAUCUUCGCUGACGAACGGAUACGGUGGACCUCAACGCAUGGCUGCGCCCGCUGGCGGUACGCCAGCACAAGCCACGACCUUGUUCCCGGCACGCACGGGCCCGCAGGACGCUUUCGAGGGAAUGGAAAACGUGUUUGACAUUGUGUUCAAGCAGCAGGCGAUUGGAAUGAAACUUGGUGCAGACGAGAGCAAGCAGUACGCGAUUGUGAAAGAGUGCUUUGAGGGGUCCGAAGCGAAGCGGUACCCCGAGAUCCAGAACGGUGUGGUAAUUUUGGCAGUCAAUGGGCAAGAGGUGGGUGGUCUUGGACUGUCCCGCGUGCUGUACCGACUUCGAGAGGCUCCGCGUCCAGUGGUCGUUCGCUUUGGCCGCAUGUCGACUCACCAACUGCGAGAGCGACGCAAAGGCCGUGGUCCGUGGUAA
Messenger RNA from Hyaloperonospora brassicae, 1197 nucleotides. Lineage: Eukaryota; Oomycota; Peronosporomycetes; Peronosporales; Peronosporaceae. The record is from the annotation of a GenBank genome assembly.